AUGGCGUCCGGAAAAAAGGCUCUGCUGAUCCUGGCUCCUGGGGCGGAGGAGAUGGAGACGGUCAUCACGGCCGACGUCUUACGGAGAGCCAAGGUUGAGGUGAUCAUAGCCGGCCUGGACUCGGCCGAGCCCGUGGAAUGCAGCCGCGGGGUCAAGAUUCUCCCAGAUUCCUCGCUGGAUUCGGCCGCCGAGCGGGGCCCGUACGACUUGGUCGUUCUACCGGGGGGCUUGGGGGGCGCAAAAAGACUCUCCGAGUCUCCCAAAGUGAAGCAGAUUCUGCAGGCGCAGGAGAGCGGUGGGCAGUAUAUAGCAGCUGUGUGCGCGGGGCCGACCGCUCUUCUGGCCCACGGGAUCGGUAAAGGGAAGCAGGUUACCUCUCACCCGGUCGUGAGGGAGAAGAUGGAGGAAAGCUACAGUUACACGGAGGCCCGCGUGAGCAGGGACGGGACCCUUAUCACCAGUCAAGGACCGGGGACCUGCUUCGAGUUCGCUCUCGUCCUCGUGACUGCACUGCUCGGCGAGGAGACGGCCAAGGACCCGGUGACUGAAAGCAGGAUCGAAGAUUCGGAUCUGUUUGGCACGAAAUUGUCCUCUCCCGAGACCUUUUACAGUAUGGCCAAACUCCCUAUGUUGUUUCUACUGCCUGUCUUGGCCGCUACGACAGGUACUGCUCUAUGGCCCCACGUCUGGAGCGACUGCCUUGUGGUUGUCAGUAAUGCUACUGAUGGAAUUGGAAUAAAGGUCGCCUGUGACAGGGAUAGCGUCGUACACCAGCGGAAUUUCGCCGGCUAUUUUCUCUCCCCCCUCAACACGAACGAGAUUUGGGUGGAAAACAUGACGACUGGCAACGAUUCCGUACGCUACGCCCUUCUAUUGCCCCUGGCGCGAGAGAUCGGAGUGCUGGAGGUCCAGUACAGCGGAGCCACAGGAGAAUGGGCCACUCAACUUUGGCCCAUGGAAAUGGACGGUGUUGAGGGGUCAUGUCAGACCCUAUUCAUCCAUAGAUUCAAGAACGCUCUAUACUCGGUGUGUAUCUUCAAAACGGGUCCUGACUCUAGCUCACUGCAACUGUACGAGAUAACGCUCAACACGAGUGCCCUUGAAAAAUCGUCAGUGAGUUUUGAAAAUUUCGCUACGUUGAAUGGGGAAAGAUUCACAAACGUCGUAUAUGCUCAACGUGAACAAAACGACCAACGCUUCUUUGUCAUAAUUGAUGGUAAUGUCGCACACAUUGAUCCUUCAGAACACAAACGGCCCCUGUAUUCCUUGGGCUAUGAAGAAUGCACCAAUGUUACGUUUCUUCAAUACGUAGUUCUUCCUUCUGACCUACUAGUCCAUCUUUCUUGCUGUACAGAGGAUCAAACCUGCUCACGUCGUGGAAUAUACUACAAUACCUACGAAGAGAAAUCCUUCAAACUAAGCGAAGGAUUACCUUAUCGUUGUCCAGACUUUGAGACGGAGGUGGUUAUUCGUGAGUCAACCAACCAGUUUCAUGUCAGGGGAAUGAACUAUGAACUGGAGGGAGACGGCUUUCGUCAUGGACUCUGCUCUGGCAGCUCGAGCAAUCUUUGGUUUGCCUAUCAAGACGACACUGGGAAGAUUUUUGUCAUAGACCUCUCUCCCUCUACCACACCCGUACCUCACAGGGUGUCUGAACAUGGCUGUAUGCAGGGCCCAAGCUGUAGUCCCAUUAGAAACGUCAGCGACAUUCUUGUGAUCCAGGAGUUUCACCAGGACAGCCAGCUAAUACUUGCCAAAGGAAUACACCCUUUUACACGCAACUCAGUUGUAUUUGAACUCUACAGUCCACAACCAAAUUUAUUUGCUCUCUUAAACGCUCCUUCCUUGCUACCAGCAACCACAGCAGUACCAAACACCGUGAUUAUAGGGACUACAAACUCACCUUAUCCUACACCAACACGAGAGACGAAUAUUACUACGGUUGUUGCAGUUGUCGUUCCUUUAGUAGUCUUGACUUUAGUAGUGACUAUCCUGUUGGUCCUUGCUAUCGUCGUGAUAAGGAGGCACACACACAAAGCUAAUGGGGAUGAGAAUGGUCAGGAUGGUUUUGCACCAGUCCCAGUGGCAUGUCAAGAUGGCAGAAUUGCACUCGUUCAUCAAGAAGCUCAGGUUGAUUGUCCAGAAGCAGGGCAAAUUGGUGGGGAAGGUGACAUUGUAGCUGCUGCCCAGCCUGAAGAUACUGGUGGUGCCUGUGUGGAUGUUGUCCAUGGAAAGAGCAAAGUGACUAACCCCACACUUAUUGACAAACGUACAGUUUUUGAAAACCUUCGUGACCGUCAGAGGACUGAAGACAGAAGAAAUGAUUGUCGUGAAAAAGGCAAUUAUAUUGAUGAAAAACAAGCACAGCUCCAAAACUAA
This is a messenger RNA of Geodia barretti, 2379 nucleotides long. Lineage: Eukaryota; Metazoa; Porifera; Demospongiae; Tetractinellida; Geodiidae. The record is from the annotation of a GenBank genome assembly.